Messenger RNA from Entrophospora sp. SA101, 889 nucleotides. The record is from the annotation of a GenBank genome assembly. Lineage: Eukaryota; Fungi; Glomeromycota; Glomeromycetes; Entrophosporales; Entrophosporaceae.
AUGGCAUCUCCAGUUAAAGUUUGUUUGGGAAUUGAUAUUGGUGGCACGAAAUUUGCAUUUACACAUACAACAGUAUCGAGUAUAAUUGAUUCUUCAUAUUUUAAAAUAUCAGAAACUAUGUCACCAUUAUCCAAUAAUAAUAAUAACAAGGAACAUAAUUAUCGAUUGUUGACCGGACAAUCUUUUAAACCUGAAGAUUUUAAUAAAAUUAUCGAUGACCAUAUUCUUAAACAAUUAAAUAAUAGCUAUGAUAAUAAUUAUAAAAUUGUUUCAAUUGGUAUAUCUAUUUGUGGACUGACAGAUGAAGAAGGUGUAAUUUCAUUAUGUGAAAUUGGAAAUUUGUCAGGUUGGAAUCCGGUGAAAUGCGUCAAAGAAAAAUUCGGGAAUGAUAUAAAAGUUAAAGUUAUCAAUGAUUCUGAUGCCGCAUUAGAAUAUGUUAGAAGAGAAUGGCCCGGUGUCAAAGAUCUAGCGAUUAUCAUUGCAGGCGAUGACAAUCAACCGUCCAUUGUAUUUGGUUCCACUGCCGGAAAAGAUGAUCCAGAAGAAGUACUUGGUUCAGUGAAAUGUGAUCCAAAUAAAAAGUCUUCGAUGAAUUUGCUUGAUUUUAAUAAAAUUAUCGAUGACCAUAUUCUUAAACAAUUAAAUAAUAGCUAUGAUAAUAAUUAUAAAAUUGUUUCAAUUGGUAUAUCUAUUUGUGGACUGACAGAUGAAGAAGGUGUAAUUUCAUUAUGUGAAAUUGGAAAUUUGUCAGGUUGGAAUCCGGUGAAAUGCGUCAAAGAAAAAUUCGGGAAUGAUAUAAAAGUUAAAGUUAUCAAUGAUUCUGAUGCCGCAUUAGAAUAUGUUAGAAGAGAAUGGCCCGGUGUCAAAGAUCUAGCGAUUAUCAUUGCAG